CUUAACAGUUGUGUGGAUGUUGUAAUAAUGUCACAAUUUGUAAACAAUACCAAUAAGAAGUUACAACGUACACCAGUCAUUGAGGGCUUGGUCAAUGCCUUGCUAUACUCUGCCAAUGACAGUGAUGAAUCAGUACGCAACAGUGUCAUUGCCUCAACCUAUGAGAUUGGUUUCAGACAACCAAACACUGUCCUAUCACUUGCCAGUGAAUAUCUUACAAAGUUCCCAAAGAUCGAUCAAACACAUAGAGUCACUAUAUUAAAGUCAAUACAUCAGAUUAUUGGAGAGAAACGUGAUGAGAUUGUUGACUCUUUGGCGUUGGAAUUGGUAAAGUUGGGAAUAAGUGAAAUGACACGUGAUAAAGAAGUCAAUCCUGAUUGGCAACAGGCUGCAUCAUCAAUAUUAGUAUCCUUGUGUCUUAGAUAUCCAGGUUUGAUCAUGGAUGAACUCAUAAAGCGUUUCGAGACUGGUUCCAUCCCUCACUUCUUCAUCAUGAAGACUUUGGGUGAUGUCAUUGGAUCAAAUCCAAUCCCAACUGUACCAAGAAUACGUGAGGUAUUGUCUAGAGUACUACCUAUACUUGGAUCAAUCAAACAUGAUAAUAUCAAAUGGGUGUUUGCAUCAGCGCUUGGACAAUUCGCAGACGCCAUCGUUGUAUACGUGUCAAACAUUGACUCUGGAUCGGACAAGUCACUCAACCUCUACAGCUUCAGCUCAGAGUUCUAUCCAGCGUUGGAGCUCAUGUAUGGCAAGUGGCUCAGCAACAACCAGGACAAGGUGCGACUGGUCACCAUCCAGGCGAUCGGAUCCAUCUGCGCCAUCCUGUCGGUGGAGCAGCUGGACGCCCAGGCCAACCGUCUCAUCUCAGGCCUGAUGCCCAUGUUCAAGAAGGAGAAGGACCUGCUUCCCGUCUGUCAGGCGCUCACCAACAUCCUGGACGUCUGCGUCAAGCACGAGCUCAAGACACAGGUCGAGCCCACGCUGCCACUUAUCACCCUCACACUGCACCCACUGGUGUGCACCACGCCCGACUACAACAACCCGUCGUCGUUCAAGAUCUUCAACGAGGUGCUGCGCGCCUUCGAGAUCAUUGGACGUGGCUUCCCAGAUCAGCUGGUGCACUUCCUCUCACAGCGUCUUGAGAUCAAGGACCCCAGGUCGCGUGCCGGCUGUCUCUCGAUCACCAAGCACGUGGUCACGCGUCUCGACGCCGAGCUGGGUGAGGAAAAGAAGAUGAUGAUACUCUCUGCGAUCAAGCCACUGAUCCUCACCGAGACAUCGAUGUUUGUCAAGAAGUAUCUGGCACAGGUCGUCAUUGCCAUGGCCUCGCACGGCUACCUCCAUCUCGAGGGUGGCCAGAGCAUGAUCGAGUUCAUUGUGAAGGGCGCCAGCUACUUUGUCGACUCGGACAUUGGCAAGCCAAUGCCACCUGCAGAGAAGAAGAAGGAGCCCGUCAACGAGAUGACCGUCACCGAUCUCGAGUUCCGCAAGAUAUGCGAUGAUGUGCUCAACCUCAUCACCACCACCAUCCCCGACAUGGAUGCCGUGCUGUGGCCCUACCUCUUUGAGUCAAUCACACCGAUCGAGUACACGGGCGCCGCCGCUAUCGUGGCCAAGUGCAUCGGACACAUUGCCAGCAACAAACGCGAGCAGGAGGCCGAAGAUUAUUACAUUGACUUUGACAAGGAGGUCAACUUGCCCAAACCCACACAGAUCAUUGCUCGCUACUUUGUGUUGUUGACGGCACCACAUCGUCGCAAUGAGUUGGGCACACGUGUGCUCGAGGCCAUGCGCUCUAUCGGACCCAUUCUCCAUCCGUCCAUUUGUGACAUGUGGGACAUCACAUUGCCCAAGCUCGGACAGUACCUCGCCGACCAUCCCGAUGGUGAUCAGUUCAACAAGAAUCAAUGGGAGGAGCUGGUGCUCCGUCUUUUGUCCGAGACGAUCAAGAACGCCGCCGACGACGAGUGGACUGUGUCGCUGGGCUCGGCGCUGGCCGAUCAGACUGAUCAUUACAAGCGCGACCCAAUCCUCAAGAGAUCACUGUUCAAACAACUUGGACUGAUCAUGCAGAAGUGUUCACACAAGGAGUUUGUCAAGACAAAGAUCGAGUACAUGUUCAACUCUGUCGACUACACCAACCACCUCGAGAACGAAGGUUGCGCCAUCGGACUCGGAUACUGCUCAGCCUCUCACUUUGACAUUGUUCUUGAGAAGAUUGGAUCGUUUAUCAAGAACAACAUGGCCAAGAAGUCUGGAUUCUUCAAGAAGACAGGUAUCAAGGGUAUUAAGAACUGUAUCUUGCUGAGCUUGGCAUACUGCGCCACAUACUCGCAAGCUACAUUGUUGUCGACUAGAGUGGAGGUACAUAUACUCAGCCCAAUUAGACCUUGCAUCAACACACUGAAGAAGCCACCAAAGAAGUUGUCGGCCAUCAAGAUGAUUGAUCACUUGGGCAAGGCAUUGCAUGAGGACAAGGUGCCAAACUUUGUGUUCAAACAGCGCGAUGAACUAUUCAAAAUCAUCAUUGGAUACAUGUCUGUGGGUGCGGUCACGCCACAGGUCAAGAUAGACGGCAUCAACGCGUGUGCCACAUUAAUCAACCUCAGCCCGGCCCUACCACUCGAGCUGGAGACCCAGAUCGUCACACUGCUACUGCAGUUCUACAACACACCAGAGGACUCUGAGCAGUCCGCCCAACUCGUGGAGACAAUCAACAGUCUGUUCUCCACAUUGCUCUUCAAUCAGACCAGCAUCGUGUGUCUCAACAGACUCAUCGCGUAUCUGGACCCCCUGACGCGCUCCAAGGAGACUCAUCUACGCGAGCGAUCACUCAACUGCAUGCUGCACAUUGUAAAGAAGUUCAUCGAGUACACCACCGAUGCCGAGCAACUCCCCACUGAGAAGAAGUUUGAGCGCGUCGGUCAUGCAGUCUCCAUUAUCGUUCCAAGGAUCUGUGAUCCAGAGUCAUCGAUCAGGAAGAACGCCGUAGAGUCCAUGCAAUUGGUACUUUACAUUGACCACAUGCUCAAGAAUGUAUCACAUGAGAACAGGAGAGUGAAGCCAGUUGACACGAUUCAACCAUUCACACAGAUGAAGGAGACGAUCAUGACGGAGGAGGUCAACGAACAGUUCACUCUGGCAUUGGAGAUCUCGAAUAUUAUCGCCAAGAUGUUGACACUUGAUGAGAUACCAGUGUUCUUGGAGGGCACACUCAAGGGUCUGCAAGACCACCAGACCCUCAGUACCAACGGUACCUGUAUCAUAUUGAAUGGAGUGAUCAAAGCACGUGGUGGAGAACUCGGUGACUACGUCACACCUUUGGUCAAGGGACUGGUGUCAGCCAUGGAGACCAUCACCUCUGAUACCACAAUGAAUGGAACGUUGGCAUCCAUCAGGAGUUUGUCCAAUCACCACCUCAUUCCAGUCCUUGGAGUCCUGCUUGAGUAUCCAAUGCCACACUCUGUACAUGUUAUCAAAUCACUUCAAACGCUUGCCAAGGACAAGAACUUGGUAGUGCCAACCAUUACAUUCUUGAUGGACCUGCUCAAUAACAAGCCAAUCUAUGAUGAUAAGCCUGAUCCAAAGGACAAGAAGAGGACAGUGCCAUCACCCUACCCAAUUGCAUUGGCUGCCACCUGUUCAAUCGGUGAGAUACUCCAAGUUGAGGAGCUUAGUGAGAUUGCCAACACAUACUACUGUCAGUUCUUCUCAACUCUUGCACUCCGAGCUGGAACAACAAACAACUCACUUCCAGGUGUCAUUGAGCCACCUGCAGGCUCAAAGGCCAAGCCAGUCCACAUCAUCCCAUCACAACAACUUGUUACAUCAUUCAGACAGUUCUUUAAGUGCACCAAGGAGGAUGAUGUGUUGGAGUUGAUUGAGAACAAGGGAAGCAUGGCAGGACUGGAAGGACCAACAUACCACAUCGCAAUUCAGGAGAUAACGGCACAGUUUGCUCAUAGCCACCCAGAGUUGAUAAAGGGUGUGUUUGAGUUCCUAUUGCCAUACCAACGCGCCAACUACGUUCCACAACGAGUGAUCACCCUGUCCAUCUACUCUGAGCUCAUCAAUCACUGCAAGGACAAGGAUCUGCUGCAGAAGCUCAUUAACACGCUGCUCAAUUCGCUGGUUGAGCCCGCCCUCAAGUUGAUCUCACUCAAAGGACUGAGCAACAUUGUCAGCGCCGGAGAGGAGUCCACCAACCGUUACGCGCCAACCGUCAUCGACGCCAUAUCAUCAUCGAUCGACGAUUCCGACGAGGUGAUGGCUAUGGAAUCCAUGUUAGGCUUAUCCAAGAUUUUCACGAUCGUAGACGAGGCUCGUGUGGCGCCUAUCCUAGUCAACAUUUGCAACCGAAUCAAGCCAGCCUUUGAGAAGCCCAACAACGAGAUUCGCGCUGCCUCGUUCACACUCUUUGGCUCACUGUGGCGCUUUGGCUCUGGCAUGGCAUGCGAUCCAUUCUACGAGCAGAUACACUACAAUUUGCCGUCGAUCAUCAUGCAUCUCAACGACGAAUCACCAUUGGUGCGAACGGCCUGCAAGACCACGCUCAGACAACUGAGCAAACUGCUGCGAACUGAAGAGGCCAAGGCACUGUUCCAUCGAAAGAACUUUGACGUGGACGCCACACUGGACUACGACGCAUUCCUUGAGGAUUUCUCAAAGGUGAUGAUCACACUCUACACCGAUCGCAUCAACUACUUCAUCAUGACCAGCAUCGAGUAUUACAAGAGUCCUUGGGUGCAGCUACGUGGAAACGCCGCCACUCUCACUGGAUUCAUACUUGGAUACCUUCCAUUCGAGAAGAGACAGAGAGAGACCUCCCUGAACCCUUCGAUCAUCACCAAGGCUCUCGCGCAACUACUGGGAGAGAAGAGUCCAGUGGUCAGGAAGAAGGCUGCAGACGCCAUCUCCUUCCUCCACGCUUACUAA
Molecule: messenger RNA, 4935 nt
Organism: Acytostelium subglobosum LB1
Lineage: Eukaryota; Evosea; Eumycetozoa; Acytosteliales; Acytosteliaceae
Exons: 7
Cellular component (GO): cytoplasm
Source: RefSeq, a predicted model, not a curated record